Molecule: messenger RNA, 2445 nt
Organism: Diplodia corticola
Lineage: Eukaryota; Fungi; Ascomycota; Dothideomycetes; Botryosphaeriales; Botryosphaeriaceae
Product: serine threonine protein kinase
Exons: 6
Coding region: 1-2445 (814 amino acids)
Biological process (GO): protein phosphorylation
Molecular function (GO): ATP binding; protein kinase activity
Source: RefSeq, a predicted model, not a curated record
AUGCCCCCCAUCAAUGUCCGGAACCAAGCCGAGCUGCAAGCCCAGAGGACCAAGCUCACGAACUCUUACAAUGAGCUCCUGGACGAGUUCUCGUCCGCGGACCUCCGCUCCGUCGGGAACUAUCAGCUCGGCCGCCUCAUAGGCAAAGGCUCCUUCGGCAAGGUUUAUCUGGCUUCUCACAAACUUAUGCACGGGUCCAAGGUUGUGCUCAAGUCUGCCAACAAAAACGACUCCAACCUGGCCCGCGAGAUCCACCACCACCGGCAAUUCCUCCAUCCACACAUCGCUCGCCUCUACGAGGUCAUAGUGACCGAGACGCUGGUGUGGCUUGUGUUGGAGUACUGUCCAGGGGAUGAGCUCUACAACCACCUCCUCCGAACCGGGCCCAUGGAGCCCGCCAAGGUCCAGAAGAUUUUUACUCAACUCGUUGGCGCCGUCUCAUACAUCCAUCUGAAGUCCUGCGUACACCGCGAUCUUAAGCUCGAGAACGUUUUAUUGGACAAGCAUGGGAACGUCAAGCUAGUGGAUUUCGGCUUUACUCGCGAGUAUGAGGGCAAAUCGAACUACCUCCAAACCUGGUGCGGGACUGUCUGCUACAGCGCUCCGGAAAUGCUCAAGGGCGAAAAAUACGGAGGAGAAAAGGUCGAUGUGUGGAGUCUUGGCGUCAUCGCGUACGCUUUGCUGUGCGGAGAACUGCCUUUCGACGAAGACGAUGAAAACGAGACGAAGAAGAGGAUAUUGAAGGAAGAGCCGAAAUAUCCGGACCAUAUGCCUGAACAGGCGAAGGACUUGAUCGUCAAGCUUCUCUCAAAGCGUCCGCUUCUACGGCCUACACUACCCGAAAUUCUCCAACAUCCAUGGCUUUCCGAGCACGCGCCUCAGCAGCAGGCGAUCCUGAAGCUGCAACAGCCGCCUCCUUUCACUACCGAGCUCGAGAAGGAGACUCUCCAACGGAUGCGCAGUGCUGGGGUGGAUAUCGACAAGGUCAUCGAGAACGUGUUGGCUCAGCGCUGUGACACCUUGGCAGGAUGGUGGGCUUUGCUGCUGGAAAAAGAAGAACGAAAGGCCAAGAGACGGGAGCGCAAGAGGAAGGAGCGAGAGGCUGAGGCAAAGAGUUUACGCAGAUUGAGUGCUGCUAGCAGAGCCAGUAGCAGGCUUGAUCGUCUUGCUCCGACAAUCAGGGAAAUUGAUGAAGAAGGCGCCCCUAUCCCAACGCUUGGAGAGCCGCCGAAGAGUAGAGGCAGGAACAGGGAGCGGACGUCCAUCGCGACGUCCGCCAGCCCCGACUUGCCUCUAGUGCCCGAGGCGUCCAGAUCACCGAACAACGACAAGCCCCCGCCUCCGGUAGAAAAGGAUCGGCGUGUCAGUUCUUCGAGAGGACGGCCGUCGCUUCCGCCAAAGGAGUUCACGCGUUCGCGAAGGAGCAGCAGCAUGCUCCAUGUCGUCACGACAAAUCCAGAGUUACUCGGGCCCAACGGAUUCGUCCCUUCGAAGCGGCGACGGAAAUACCAGCAACCUUUCCUCGCGCAGUUGGCAUCGCUCAAACACUGGUUCAAAGAGUCGGCGAAACGCGCAAGAUCCAGAUCACCAGGUUCGAAAAACAGCAAAUCUCCGAAAGCGAAUCAAGGCAAGCUCACCAAGCCAGACGACACUCGGAGGCCUUCAGCAGCUACGACUACGAACACCGCUCGACCCGUGUCCCAAGUCCGACCGGACUCACAGAACCGCGCGAGCUAUAUAGGAACGCCGCAGCGCCCACGAGUUUCCACCAGAGCAAGCAGUGGGUCGAACAAGAGGGCGUCUCUCUCCCCAGCGCCCAUGACGCCCCGCUCAUCCUACCGACGCAGUUCUGCCGGGCUCCGGGGCCGCAAAUCCACCUCUUCCUCCGUCUCGUCGAUUCGUACCAUUCACCAUGCUCACAGCCAUUCCAAGGCAUCAUCCACCUCCUCUGCAUCUCUAGCCUCGCCAUCGGUAUCGAGCCGAGCUGGGCGCAGCCCCCAUCAGUCUGUCAAGGUACUUCCGGCGACUCCUACUGGCACUGGGUUCCCUUCCAACAUCCGUCUUGUACGAGCUACGGCGGCGGAGUCUGCCGCUGCGUUUGGCGGCCUUCCGCCACCAAGCCCCGGCGUGCUUUUCGCAAAGAAGAAACGGAGCCCGUUCAAAGGCCCCGGGCUCAGUUUGAAUACGGGCGGGAGCCCAGUCGCAAGGAGCCGCGGCGAAGGCGGAAGCAGGACCAGCAGCGUGCAGGGACGGAAGAGUGGCGAGCUCGUCAUCGCGGAGGAAGACGAAGAUAUUCUAGAGGAGGAGGAAGAAGAAGAGGAAGUGGAAGAAGUGGAGGCAUUUUCGCCCGUCUUGGCCCCUGGCGAAUAUCUCGAGGAGUCGCCGCAAGAUCUCAACCUAUCUGAGGAGCCGCCGCCACCGGAGACCCCAAAAACAGCUCCCUAA